AUGGCAAUCAAGGCACCAUCAUUAUCGUGCUUGCGAAUGCUUCGGGCACUGGUCACACCAGACAGCAAGCAAGUCUGCAUCUCAGCAACACGCAACUAUGCCACGAAACCAACACCAUCGCCCGCAACACCCACCAAGCCCUUAACAUAUACACCACGCGAGAAAGAGAACCCCGAUGAGGAUCCCGUACCAAAACCCCUAGAGCGACCCAUUGGAAUGCCGCACCCACCUCGAGCUGGCGAAAACACCGGAGUCGACGAUCGUAGCUGGAAAGAACGCAGAGAUGACUUUGUCAACUACGACAAGCAUCUCGUGCGUCGCAAGAAGCUGAGCGAUACCCUAUACCGCCCUUAUUUCCGCGACUUCAGCGCUAUGCGCCACUUCAAGGGCAAGACGUUUCUGUCCCCACAAUCAGUCUUCAAGGCCGAACAUGCCCUCUGGUUCCCCAACCUGCGUGGUCGCACUUUAGAAAAGGACUCGACCAAGAAUGCCGAGAAGAAAGACUUGGUGAAUGCAUUGAAGGGCAAGAUCAGUAUCGUCAGCAUCUUCUCAUCUGGUUGGGCAGAGAACCAAGUUGCGACUUUCUGCUCCAAGGACAAGAACCCGACAUUACACGAAGUACUGGAGCAAGAGAAGGCCAGAGGCAAAGCAGGUCUUGCACAACUGGUGGAGAUCAACCACGAACCCAAUGCGCUCAAGUGGUGGAUCUUGCGAGCUNUUGCUGGCAGAUUGAGGGCUAUGCGCCCCAAACAGGACUGGGCCAAGUACUUUNUGAUCAGACGCGGCAUUGAAGACGACGUUAGAGACGCCAUUGGUCUGUUGAACAGCAAAGUCGGUUACGUCUACUUGGUCGAUACGGAAUGCAAGAUUCGUUGGGCAGGCAGUGCCGUCGCUCACGAGCUCGAGCAAGAGAGCUUGGUCAGGAACUUGAAGAGAGUCCUGGCCGAGGCAAGAAAGAACAAGGAGUCACCGAAGAGCCAGAGGGUUGAUAGUGUUGUCGAGGCAGAGGUACUGGCCACUCCUCAACAAGUCCAAUAA
Molecule: messenger RNA, 1038 nt
Organism: Aureobasidium vineae
Lineage: Eukaryota; Fungi; Ascomycota; Dothideomycetes; Dothideales; Saccotheciaceae
Source: the annotation of a GenBank genome assembly